CUGAAUGCUCUCCCCCAUCAAUCUUCACAUAAGGUCACUUCCCUCUUAGGUCAGUGCCUUGAAAAGCCACACUCGCGCGCCCGACGGGGAGGAUUCGUCUAGGGAACCGGUUUAGGAAAACAAGCGAGAAAGCAUUUUGGCUAAAUUCCUAGCCUUCCCGGCGGCUGAUCUUAGCGACAAACCGUGAGGAGUAUGGAGAGAGAGCUGGUUGAAUUGUUCGAAGCUGCGAAGAAAGCUGCAGGCGCUGCGGCCUCCGCUGACGGAGGAGCCGAGGAAAUCCGAUGCCUUGAUGCCUUACACCAGCUCAAGAAUUUUCCUGUCACUUAUCAUCUUCUUGUCUCCACUCAGGUCGGGAAGCAUCUUCGACAUCUCACAAGGCAUCCUAGGAAGAAAAUCCAAUCAUUUGCUUCUGACCUGAUUGAGAUAUGGAAAGACAUAGUUAUAAAGGAGACAAACAAAAAUAGAAGAAAUGAAAGCUCUGAUGACAAGGAUUCUGUAAAAGUUGAGAUGGUAAAUCCGGAGACUGCCAAGGCUGAGAAGGAUAUGAAGACAUCUGUGAGGUUUUCAAAGGCUGAAAGUAUCAAGGUUGUGAAAACUGAACGCAAUGGUAUGCCGAGCUUGGAGAAAGUUUCAAGGACAGAUGCUGUCAAGACAGGGAGAAAGGUUCGAAGUGUUGAUGUUGGCAAGAUUGAGAAAACCGAUUUAGCUGAAAACGAUAAGCUUGAAAAGAUAAUCAAAGAAGAGAAGCGAGCUUCUGGAGUGAAGAAACCAUUAGUAUGUCCCGGUCCACCAAAGCUUAUGUCAAUGAUCAAAUCUAAUGAUGCCAUGCGGGACAAAGUACGAGAGCUUCUUCACGAAGCUUUGUCUAGAGUUUCUAACGAGGCUAAUGAGGACAUUCAGGAUGAAGUGAAUGCAUGCGACCCAAUUCGAGUAGCUGUUUCAGUAGAGUCCAUUCUGUUUGAUAAUUGGGGCAGUUCUCAAGGGGCUCAAAAGGCCAAGUAUAGAUCAUUAAUGUUUAACCUUAAGGACGCCAAAAACCCAGACUUUCGGAGAAGGGUACUUCUUGGACAUGUCAAACCAGAGUGGCUCGUCAACAUGAGCACAGCAGAAAUGGCAAGUGACAAGAGGCAAAAUGAGAAUCGAUUGAUUGAAGAGAGAGCUUUAUUUGACUGUGAGCGUGGAGCACCACCCAAAGAGACAACUGAUCAAUUCAGGUGCGGUCGAUGUGGGCAACGCAAAUGCACCUACUACCAAAUGCAGACGCGCAGUGCGGAUGAGCCAAUGACAACGUACGUAACAUGUGUAAAUUGCAAUAACCAUUGGAAAUUCUGUUAGUGUUAUUGUCUCUUGCCAGAUACUAGCCAUUUUUUUUUAUUGAUUAUCAUCAUGAUGAGAUAAUCCAUGAAGCCGCUUGGGUGAUUGCUACUCGAAGCUUUAUUACCACUUUGGGGUAAAUUGUCUGUUU
Messenger RNA from Juglans regia (Persian walnut), 1465 nucleotides. RefSeq names its product transcription elongation factor TFIIS-like. Gene Ontology annotation, cellular component: nucleus. Gene Ontology annotation, biological process: transcription elongation by RNA polymerase II; DNA-templated transcription. The transcript is spliced from 3 exons. The record is from RefSeq and is a predicted model, not a curated record. Lineage: Eukaryota; Viridiplantae; Streptophyta; Magnoliopsida; Fagales; Juglandaceae. Gene Ontology annotation, molecular function: zinc ion binding; nucleic acid binding. Bases 193 to 1335 code for a protein of 380 amino acids.